Molecule: messenger RNA, 28105 nt
Organism: Porites lobata
Lineage: Eukaryota; Metazoa; Cnidaria; Anthozoa; Scleractinia; Poritidae
Source: the annotation of a GenBank genome assembly
GAAGAAUCAUUUUUCGCGCGCUUCUUCAUCGAUAUGCGCGUAUUUUGUACUGUCUUCCUAUUUUCGCUUGGUUGUUGGGAUCGUUCCAUUUGCGAGGUAAGCUGGAAUAGUCUUCUAAAGUAAAUAUUGGUAUAAAUUAGACAAAUUUUACAGCUGAUAACCAGUCAAGUCGCUCGCCCGAACUUAAAGCUUUUUGUUUGUCGUUCGAAGCGACGAUUAAAGCUCGACGCGUGUUGCUCAAAAUUUAGAUUUGUCGUUUGCUUAUGUCAACAGAAAUUAACUGUGCAAUACACGUCAAAGUAACAUAGCUAAAGCUUGGAUAUACGUAAAUCUAGAAAACCUUAAGCUUUUAAGCAGUGAAUGUCAAUGAACAUGAUAUGUUUCCCCGUUGUGCAUUACGAACUCGCGAUCGUGAUAUCGAAAGAAUCGAAUGUGCAGAACGAACGCAGCUUUUGGUGCACCCUGCUUAACUUGAUUUGCCAAAUAUCUCCUUAUUUUAAGGCGCUUUUUCUAUUAGGUAGUGUUGAUGGAUAUUUCCCAACUGGCUUUUCUCAAAAGUUGCAAAAAAAUAAAUGAAAAAUCAGAGAAGGGUCUCUACAAGCUAUUCAUGUAUUGUGAUUUUGGCGCGCAAACCGCUGCAACUUGUUAAUUUGCAACGUUCGUAGGAAACACGCGCACAUAGAAAGCUUAAAUUCCAACUAUAAAAGCGGAAAAUUCAUUGAUUAAUUGAAAGUAAGACAAAAAUGAGCAUUUCUAAAGCGACAGAGAUGUUAAGGGAAACAAUAAUUUAAUUCUAAGGACAAAUUAUAAUUUCCUUUCAUUUUUGACGCGCGUAUAAUGUUGAUUGAUUGUAAAGUGUACAAUUAUUUUCGAUCCAUUAUCUUCGAAUUUAAACUGAACUGCAUCUAUUUUGAUAGCGUUUUAAUAAAGACAAUAGUCUUUGUGGCCAGAUAUUCUGAGGUUUAGUUGUUGAAACAAUUACUUAAAAAUACUCGACAAUAUGAGGUACAAACACAAUAGUUUCUUUCGUUAUUGAACGACAUGUAAAUAAGUGGCUGGUUAUUGUGAUGUUUAGCCAUUGAAACAUAAUGCAUUUCGUCGAGUAAUAGCCAUUCCUUGAUUAAUCGCCUCUCUCAAAUAAUCACCCCUUUUGCUAGAAAUAUCUAAAAUGAUUGCUGCCCUCGAAAAAUUACCCCCACUCCAACCCUCUUUCACCACCUUCUCUUUCUGUUAUUCCCUCCCUGUCAAGUUAAAGUAGAAUCUGAUCCAGCAAAACUGAUCAGUAAUUAUUCAAGCUCUGAAAAAUAAUCAAGGUACCAAAUUUGGAACACGUAAAAAGCCCAAGUUCAGUUUAUUUGAUGUGAUCAUUUUUUGAUUUAAUGGAAUAAGAAAAUAAAAGAUUUAUUGUAUGACUUCUAGACAGCAAUAUUUGAAAAUAUUCACCUUCCCUCAGGUAAUCGCCCCCUUUUGAUGCGAAAAAAGAAAAUAAUUGCCCCUGGCUAUUAUUUGAGAAAAUACGGUAUUUCUUUGUGUGCUCUAAAAGCGUAUGAAACUGUCCUAUGAGAUACAGAUGCCUAUGCCUCUGUCACCACUUACAUGUAUUUACAUCAAAAUAAUAUUUUAUUGUGUCUAAUACUUGUAGCAGCAAAAUGUUUAUAAAAGAUAUUUAUUGUGCUGCACUUGUCUGAUAUUUGUUAUGCUGAUUUUAUAGUUUAAAUUACACUGUACUUCUCCUCUCUAUCCUGCGCUACAGAUAGAAAUUAAUUUCUUGUUAAGUCCAUCUCCAAAACAGUGCCAAAAUCCUUGUGCUUGGUUCCUUUUUUUUCAAAGGUGUUUUAAGCUUCUUGCACUUAACUCAUUGAGGAGUUUUCUCCUUCAGCUGUGUUGCUUAUGGUCUUUGUUACCUAAGACAGGGCUUCUGAUAUUUCGCGAAAAAAAAAGCAAAAUUUCGCGGGAUUUUCAGGGGCAAAUUCGCGGAAAAAUCGGCCGAUUUCGUGGGAUUUUCGCGGGAGAAAAGUCAAAAUUCGCCGGAAAAUCGUUUCGAUUUCGCGGAAUUUUAGCAGAAAAAAGUCAAAUAUCGAAGGAUUUUUAGGGGCAAAUUCUUAGAAAAAUCGGCCGAUUUCCGGGCCUAUUUCACGAAAAAUUUCGGGGGAAAACUUAGCCAAGAAACCAUCAGUAAAAAACAGCCGAUUUCGCUGGAUUUUUUCUGGCAAAUUUCGCUAAAGUCGAUCAAUUUUGUGUCGAUAUGACCAGCGUUGUUUAGCGUUGUUUUUUUUAACAGGGAUAAUCAUUUGCUCUUUCAACAACAGUUCGCGCGAGAAAUGAGUGAAUGCUAAAGCUAUUAACAUUGUGGUUAGUGCCCAGUUUUUCGCAACAUUAAUCUAAGAACGCCUGGUAGUUUUGGGACGUUGUUUACUCGUUGCAGUGACGAAGUUUCAAGAUAAGUUUGGACGUUUUGGGUGAAUAAAACAGGUCUAAUGGCCAAGAUAAGUAUUAAAUAUGUUUUGCCGACAAGUAUUUAGAAAUAUUUCUGGCGGAUUUCGCGUUUUUGGGGGAAUUUCGCAGGAUUUCGCGGAAAAACCUGAAUUUCGCGGGUCCGCGACCGCGCGAAAUAUCAGAAGCCCUGCUAAGAGGUCUUCUUUACUAACCACAGUUUCAGCUAGAAAUGUGGCACAUUUGAGCGACUCUCAAUAUGGGAAAAUUAUGAAUUUUUACGCAGAAAUACGCACAUGCUCUUGUCACGCUAUUAGUCCUACACUUGAAAGCCAUGCUAUAUACUCAGUUUGUUUUAUUUUUCUAAUACUGUACUCCAAGAAGAUAUUUGGGCUAACUGGGAAUUCUCAGUGUUACAGUUGUCUUUAUAUGGAAGCAGAAAUCUGAAAAGAACUCAGUUCACUGCUGUAGAAAGGUUCACAAAAUCAGAAAAGACACCCCAACACACUACCAUGGCAUCUGUGACCGAAUUAAAAGUUAACCUCAGUAUCUGUCAACAGCUCUUCAAAUUCCUUAAAUUCAUUCUCCAACACAGUCUUGGACAAGCGUAGUAGGGACACUUCCACCCAAUGCUGAUGUUUUUAAUUCUGGCCUGUAUCCUUGUCCUCCUAAUGUUGUUUGUUGCAGUUACCGUAAAAUUCCGAAAAUAAGCUCCUCCAUGUAUAAGCCCCUCCAAGUAUAGGCCCCCGAAACUCGUAACGCAAAAACCCCUCUGUUAAAUCACCCCUCCAAAUAUAAGCCCUGCGCGGGUGCUUGUACUUGGAAAUUGCCCUCAAAUACAAAGUAAAACAAAGAAAAAUGGUAAAUUUCUGUCCAAGAAUAAGGCUAGCCCAAUCUAUUUUGAAGUGCAAAUUUGCCUCCAUACUUAAGCCCCUCCGAUUAUACCUAAGCCCCUCAAAAAGGGCCUUUCAAAGAUAUAAGCCCUGAAGCUUAUUUUCAGAAUUUUACCGUAGCUCACAAAAUCUUGCACACCAACAUUGGGAGGGCAAGAAGACAACAAAUAAUUGUCCCAACAAUUUUGACUGAGAGUAGCUGUAAGCGAUACUAAGUUAUGCCUUUAUCCGUUAUACCACUUGAAUGUUUCUUUGUUCUUGAGCGUUGCAUUCACACGCUGUAUUUUACUAUACACCGAAUGCAAAUGCAAAUAUGGUGGACCUCUCGGCCAGCCCGGGUCUAGUUGCGCAAAAGCGAGGCUAGUGAAGCCUAAGAGUUUUGUUUUGAUUGUAUGUCUUAGCGAUUGAGCCGAUCAAUAUGGUUUGCUUCGAGUUGUUGCAUGCCUGAGGGCCACCAAAAAGAAGAUUUUACUCAAGCUGGAUUAGCCUUCUUUUUUCCCGAGAUCUUUUCACAAACAAAGUUAAGGAUUCAUGAGAUUCGGCACAGCGAUAGGAAACACUUAACAGCAAUAGUGUGCUCGCUUCACUUGCUUUAGAUGAGAGGACUCUCGAGAGUAUUUGAAUGAAAUAAUUUUCCCCAGGGAUGGUGCUGUUCCAAGAUGUUUGCAUGGUCUGUUAUUUUAUCCAACAAAAGGUAAACAUUCUUGAGAACAGGAGCAUCCGCUGUGGACUGUAAGAUCUUUUAGAUUUCACGCUGAAAACAGCUGCAUUAAAAUAUAACAACAACAAUAACAAUCGCCUGUUAAUCCAACAAGCGUAGCCUGUGAAACUAUGUAAGAACCAGAAGAAAGCAACAUAUUUCAAGAAAAGUCCUUGACCAAAGUGCACUGAAAAAACUAACAGAGGAACUGUUGCCAACUGAGAAAGUAAGAAGAAGGAAAAAGGUUCUGGCAGAGAAAGAGCGUGCAAGUAUUCGAGCAUUGUAUUUGACCUUGCGCGUGAUAUAUUUUAACAACUUGUCGAAUGGUUUCGAGAUAAACUAACAGCGAUUUUCCAAAAGUUGCUUCUUUUAUGGCACUGCUCAAACUCUUGAACACAGGAUCGUGAAGACUGUGGAAACAUUCUGCCUUGUCGUCUGUUGUUGUGUCCCUGAGAGCGCCUAAAGAUUGGUAAGUUGCGACGGCGGAUUCACUCAUUCUUGAGGGUAUUUACCUUUCCUUGGUAAGAGAACAAACAAAGCAAAUUAAACUUGAAACAGAACCACGAAUCUUUCAGUUAUUCACCCAUUCUAAUAGUUUCGUGAGUCUUCUCUUCUGAAGUGAAGCGAGCACACUUUCGUUCUUUUAACUCCAUGGUAGUAAAGUGCCUCCAUUCGCUGCGCCGAAUCGCUUGAAUCCAUUUCUUUCUUUGUAAAGAACUUUGGCAAAGCGAAGAUAAUCAACUUUUGUCUCUGCUGGAGUUAAAUCUCCUCUUUGAUGGCUCUUAAGCACGUAACAACUCGAAGGAAACCACAUUGAUCGACUGAAUCGCUAAGACGCGCAGUCAAAACAAAACUAUCGAGGCCUCACUAGUCUCACUAGCAACUAGACCCGGGCCGACCGAGAGAUCCACCAUAUUUGCAUUCAGUGUAUAGUAGCUUAGAAUGCAUCAGUUGUUUGUAUUUUCCCCACCACACCCUUCCUUUUGCUUCAAUUAAGCUGGGCUUACUGGCUUGGGUGCACACCUGUCCCUCUUCACAGUGCAUACACGUAGUGCGCGAUGAGAAUCGCAUAGCGCGCAACGCGAUUCUUAUCGCACAGGAAGCAAGACACAACUGGUAACUUACUUUUGAGCGGUACUGUUAUGGCUGCUUUUGGGCCUAAAAAUGCUAGCAAGGGCUGGUGAUCUGUCACUAGUGUAAACUUUCGUCCAUAUAGGAACUGAUGAAAUUUUUUAACCCCGUACAUGUACACAAUGGACAAAGCUUCGCGUUUUAUCUGUGCAUAGUGUCUGUCGCUUGAGCUUAGAGUACGGGAGGCAUAGGCUAUUGGCCUUUCUUGACCGUCAUCCAUUAUGACUUAACACUGCUCUUAGGCCAUAACUUGAUGCAUCACAGGCUAACCUUAAUUCCCGAUUCAGGUCAUAGUGGACUAACAGUGAAUCACUACUUAGGCCCUCCUUACAGGCUUCAAAAGCUUUCUGGCAGUCGUGUGUCCACUCCCACUACAUGCCCUUUUGCAAAAGCUUAUGCAAGGGUGCCAACAUUGUGGCUAGCCCUGGUAGGAAAGAAUGAUAGUAUUGCACCAUGCCUAGGAAAGAUCUCAGUUCACUUACAUUGUGAGGGGUGGGUGCUUUCUUUACUGCAUUGAUUCCACUGGUUGCAGACCUACUGCACUGAUUUUAGGCCUAAGUAGACCACUUCAGGUUUCAAAAACUCACAUUUGGGAAGUUUCAAAUGCAAAUUGUACUUGUGUAACCUGUCCAAAACGUCUGCAAGUAUCUUAAGAUUCUCUUGCCAAUCAUUCCCACCUACCAAAAUGUCAUCCUGCUUACAUACACAUUUCUCAAUUCCCUGGAGAAUCUGAUCCACUUUUGCCUGAAAUAUUUUUGGGGAUGACUUGACACCAUAAGGUAGUUUCAAAUAGGAAUACAGACCUUUGUGGGUGCUAAUGGUCAAAAUUAAUACUCUUGACUUUCUUUGUCAACAUUCAGCUGUGCAUGCGCAUGUGAUAAAUCGAGUUUGCUAAAUACCUUUGAGCCUACAAGAGCAGUAUACAAAUCCUGAGUAGUGGGCAAGACAUAUGGCUCAUCCUCCACAGAUUGAUUAAUGGUCGCCUUAUAAUCUCCGCAAAUUCUCACAGUGUUGUCGGACUUUGGCACUACCACAAUUGGGCUUGCCCAACUCAACUUGUCAGUUUUCUUAAUCACCCCAUGUGCCUCGAGUUUGUCUAACUCUUUCUCUAUUUGCACCUUCAGGGCAUAAGGGACUCGACUUGCUUUCACAAAGAUAGGCUUUACAUUACUUUUCAUAGUGAUAUGUGCCUCAAGCCCCUUCGUGCCCUCAUAACUGUUGGUAAAUAAUUCAUGAUACUUUGACAGCAGAUUAGUUAGUUGACCCUCUGCACUGAUUGGGUUUUCAUUAGAGACACUUAAGAUCUCUCCCCAUGCCCAUGUUAUCAGACGCAGCCAAUUUUUACCAAGUAACAAUGAUAAAUAAUAAUAAUAAAAUAUUUAUAUAGCGCUUAUACUUUUCAGUGCUAAGCGCUUUACAAUGCUUCAAAAAUGUCUGAAUAAAAAAAUAAAAAUCUUAAAGUCAUUACACAUAUAUAUAUAUAUACAUAGUCACAAAAAUACAAAAUAAAAAACCUAAGAUAGUUCAUAAACUUGUUUAAAAAGAAAGGUCUUCAAUUUAGAUUUAAACUUAUUUACAUUAUCGAUCUAUCUAACAGGGUGCAAAGAAAAUCAUUUUUACAGCUUGCCAUUCGGGUAAGCUGAAGCUAGCAUUUACUAGCCCAGACAUCAUUUCAACUAGCCCCAAAACCUUUUCGUCGAGCAGAAUUGAUUUCACACUUCUUCUGUUAUUCGAAUUUCUCAAAGAACAUCACUUGCCCAUCGGGCAAGUUAAAAGCAGAUUUCACUAGCCCGAUAGCAAAAUCCACUAGCCCUGGCUAUCGGACACUACUUCCUUUGCACGCUGAUCUAAUGUCAAUAGGCAAAUCGUUCUAGAGUAUUGGGGCAAUGACUCAAAAAGCCCUGAAACCAUAUGUCUUUAAGUUGUAGGGCUUAAUAACAAGACACCACUUGUCUGAAGAUGAUCGAAGGUUCAUAAACAUGGAUUAGGUCAACCAAAUAAUGAGGAGCUAAAUUGUUGAGUAUCUUAAAACAAAUAAGAUUAAUCUUAAAGAUUAUUCUUUGCUCCACAGGUAGCCAGUGCAACUCUUUUAGAGUAUCACUUAUGUGAUCAAACUUACUUAAGCAGGCAAUCACAUGCGCUGCAGCGUUUUGGACACUUUGCAGUUUGUUAGUUUCAUACUUGGGAAGACCAUGUAAAAGCGAGUUGCAGAAAUCCAGCUUUGAAUUUAUCAAUGCGUGCACAAGAACUUCAGCCGUAGUGACAUUGAUAUACUCACGAAUCUUAGCUAUAUUUCUAAGGUGCUAGAAUGCCACUUUAACUUUGUUGUUAAUAUGAAAAGACAUUGUUACGGUGUUAUCGAAAAUGAUGCUGAUAUUACGUGCCUUAUUUGUAGGCUUGAUGAUAUCAGUUCCUAUUUUAAUAGAAGGUAGCCGUGGGGGCAGUCUGAACCUAGAAUAGAGAAUGAGAAGUUCUGUUUGGUCAGUAUUUAGUUUCAAUUUGUUAGAAGUCAUCCAGUUGGUGAUAUCGACAAGACAGCUUUCAAUCCGGGAAAUUGUAGUGGUAAGAUCAUCCUUAUCAUCGCAACUGAAGGUGGUGUACAGUUGAGUAUCAUCAGCAUAUUGAUGGAAGUCCAUGUCAUGCCACUGUAUUAGGUCACCUAGUGGGGCCGUGUACAACAGAUACAGCAGCAAACCCCUGGGGUACACGAAAUCUGAGCGGAUGAACUGAAGAGGUAAAUCCAUCAAUCUGAACUGACUGGGAAUGAUCCGUAAGAUAAGACUGAAGCCACAAAAGCGCUUUUCCUUUUAUACCAAACCUGGAUCGCAGUCUGUGUAACAAUAUCUUAUGAUCGACGGUGUCGAAGGCUGCUGAUAGGUCUAGCAGCAAGAGAACGACGCAUACGGUCUAUCGUGUUAAAUAAAACUUUGAAAUCCGAUAUAUUUUCUUUAAUAAGCGAGGCGUAAUAACUCAUCUUUGAAGAUUUCAAGAGCUUACGAACUCUACUACACUGAUCGGCAUAUUGCAGCUUAUCUGCUUUAGUUCCAGACUUACGCCAACGCCUUUCCAAUUUACGAUGUUUGCGUUUUUGUGCAGCAAUUUCCUCACUAUGCCACGGCGCAGAUGGACGAGAGGUUACAAAUCGUGUUUUCAAUGGAGCGUGCACAUCAACAACCUUGCUCAAUUCACUAUCAUAUUGAUCACAUAAAUCAUUCACAUUUCAUGCAGGUGAGGAGAAAAUUGUGGAAGCCAUGACAUCGUUGCGAAAUUCAAUUGGAUCAACACCACGAAUUUUCCGAUAUUGUUUUUUAACUUUUGGUGGACGUGGCCUGGCAAGUGAUAGUUUUGAAUGGAUAGCUGAGUGGUCAGACAAAUGAGGAUUCAAGGUUGACCAACUCUCAAUGAUGUCCUCACACGCUCGAGUGAUCAUCAAAUCAAGUGUGUGAUUAUCCUUAUGAUUAGGGCCAGAAACAUGUUGAAGUUACGUAGGUUUGGCACUGUAAUUACAUGUAACUACAACUAGUGGUGGUGAAUAGUGUUUAAUAUCCUUAUAAAUAACAUUGCACUGAAUUUCACCCGACACCUCAAGCGCGUUGAAGUAUAUACUUGAGUAUGGUAGUUCAUGCAAGACAAGCUUUUAUUGCGAGCCUCAAAAAAACGUGCUAUUUCGCAAGCGAGACAUCCAAAGUAAGCUUACACAAACUGUCAUCCGAAAAUGUAACUUGUGUGACAAAACAACUGUAAAAUUAUGUAACGAACAAAUCUACAUCAUCCCCCGUGUUGAUAAAAAGACAGAGUUCUUGUUAAGAUGAAAAUUAUUAGUUCCCAUUACAGAAAGAUCCUAUUUUGUGUAAGGAAAUAAAACUGCAAUGGUUAGACGUUAAUUGGUGAUUACUAAGGAUUGAUAUCAAGCACUGUUUUAAACUAGAAAUGUUUUUAUAAAAACUCAGAUUCUUUGCCAGUCAUCCUCACAUCCUUUAUAAGUCACUUGUGGUUAAAAAAGUCACUUUUGAGGUUUUAUUCAUAUCCAUAUUUCACUGGUGCUUUAAUGAUAUGCCUUGGUCAGGAUGUUCUGACGCUGUCUGGUGGAUUGUCGGGUUUCUGCUUUAUGGAGGUCUCGGGCCUCUGCUUUGGUGGGCUAGCUGUAACCUUGGUGUCUGGCGUUUCCACUGGCACUGAUGCACCUUCUUUCCGAAGAAGCUUUUGCAUUAGGUGGAGUGGGGGCAUAACCAGGGAUAGGCUUGAUAUGGACCCGGUCUCUGGAGCAUUGUGUUCUGGUUGCGUCGUCUUCCAUGGUGUAUGAUCGUUGUCCUUCCACUGAAAUGACCAUCCCACUUGACCAUCGGGCCUUCUUUUCCUGAGGAUUCUUCAUAAACAUGACUGUUUGAUGUUGCUCCAGCCUUGGUGGUUCACCUCUGUUUUCACUUUCAUUUGUUCUCUCUGCAUGCUUCACACGUCUAUGGCCUGCGUUGAUGCUGUUGUUGCUGUCAAACAGGCUGAGUGGUAUUGAGGGUAGGUCUGAUUUGACCUUCCUUUGAAACAUCAGCUCAUAGGGUGGAGGGGUGUUGGCGUCUAAUGGUGUGUCCCGGAUGUUCAGAAGUAUGUCUUCCAUUGACGUUUCUUCUUCCUUGGACUUCUCAAGCAACCUUUUGAGCCUCCCAAUGGUAUUUUGGCAGCAGCCGUUCUUCCACCAAGAGUGAGGGGUCCCUGGCUUGUGGAUGAUGUUGAAUUUCAAAAAGAAAACUUGGAAGUCGCUGGAAGUGUACUGAAAGCCUUGAUCGCUCACUACCUCCGUAGGGUAACCAAACUGGCUACAGACACUCUGAAAAUGUUGGAUCACUGUAUCUACUUCUUAGUUCUUGAUUGGCUUCACCCACAGGUACCCUGUGUGGUAGUUGACGAUGCUACUGUACCAUCAACCAGCAUCCUGGAAAAUGUCACAACCCAGAAUCUGCAUGGCAUUGGUUGUGAUCACAGGGAUAACCACUGCUUGUUUCUGUCUGGGUUGGUGCUCCAGACAGGAUGAGCAGGUCAGAAUAAGCCUCCUGAUCUGUUCAGACACACCAGGCCAGAACCACUUGUCUCUGGCUCUUUGGAUAGAUUUGUCCACUCCUUGAUAGACAAAUGGUGUAGCUUUCGGAAUAAGCACUCACGCAUUUUCUGCGGCACCAGGAACCUUUGGCUCUUCUCAACGAUCCCAUCGAUGACUGCAAUGUCAUGUCUGUAAUCCCAGUAAGCUGUGGCCAACUCUGGCACUUCAUUGUGGUGUUCUGCCCAUCCUUCCUGGCAUAGGCGUUCUAGCUCCUGGAAGACUGGAUCUUUCUUUUGAGUUGAUCGAAUCUUCUUGAUGUCAGAUUCAUUUGCCACAGCAACCUCACAUAUCCCAAUUUGGCUGGUCUCUCGGAUACUGGUCCUUAGUUGGGCGCUGGUGGCGGCCCUCACCUUAAGAGGCAGUCGGAUAAUGUGCAUCUCAACACCCUUGUAUUCGAUUGUGAAAUCGUAGCCUUGACAUCGCUGCAAAAGUUGUUGUGGCGGGGUGGUUGUGUCUCUUAUGUCUUUCUUAAUGAUCUGUUGUAAUGGACUGCGGUCACUGACUAUCUCAAAUCUUCGUCCAUACACAUACUGGAGUAUACAUUCACCCCGGCCCUUUUGGCUGGCAUCACACUCGGAAACGAUUUCUUUCUGUUUGUCAAAGUAUUGCGAUAUCGUGUUGUCUUAGACCUCCGCCUUCAGUGCUUCGAGUAUCUUGGUGUGUGUCUCUUCCCACACAAAUUCUGCAUUCUUCUUUACCAGAGCCCGGAGGUCCUGCGUUUUGGCAGCCAGGUUGGGUAUAAACUUUCCCAGGUCAGGGUGUCCGGUUCCUAUUUUUUCCUAUUUUUUGAGCCUAUUCCUAUUUUCUCCUAUUUUUAAACUAAAACCUCCUAUUUUUCCUACUUUUUAGCUGGUGAAGCCAAAAUUUGUAACAAAAUUGAAAAUGGAAUUAUAGUUGUAUGUGUUUUUGAGUGAAAUUUAUCAUAAAGCAAGUAGCAUGUUGACUUUGUUGUUCUAAUAUUAGUAGAAAUGACAGUUACAUUUGUUCUUUCCAUGACCUCUAUUGCCUAUGAGAGUUCUGUUAACAUUUUUUUUGUUACGUUUUGUAUAAUUUUCUCGUGCACUUGCAUGUAUUGUAUGAAGUGUUAUAGUCUUCGUGACUUGAAUAUUAGUAAAAUCCAACUAGUGGUCUAUUAUCAGUGCUGCGUUCUGAUUGGUUGAGCUACUACUAGGCUAUUUGUUAUAGCCCACUAGUAGUGAAAAGUGUGGGCUUUUUGGCAGCAAAAAAGGAUUAAAGUCUAGCUGUAACUAGGUAAAAUUUUUUUAUUCUCGAUAUUUUUGACCAACUAGUUGGAUUUUACAAAAACAAUUAUUCCUCUCGCCCCCGAUCAUUUCCUCUGAGCCAAUAGCCCAUUUGGCUGCUAUUGACUCAGAGCCCACUCGGGCUUGAGGAAUAAUUGUUAAAUAUUUUGCAUAGCCCACCGAAACUGCAUUUCAGUAUCUGUACAUGUUAUAUUUUAUAUUGAAGUCUUGCUCACUUUUAUGUUCAUCUUUGAAACUGAAAACAGGAUCAAGUUGUCCUCUCACAACACAGGCCAGAUAAAUCAUCCAAUCAGCUUCUUGUUUAAAAAACCAAUCACUAGCUGAUUCUGGAUGCUACAUGAAAAGAACAGACUAAAGUUUAGUUUAUGGCACUAGCUUUCUUGGUGAGCCCUUGUUAACAUCUAUACCUAAGCAACUGGUGAAGGAUCCAAUAUUUUGGUUGCAAAAUCGGUCUUGCAGUCAUAGCUAAACAGAGUGUUAUGUUCUUCUUAGAACUUAACCAUGACACACUUACAAUCUGGUACCAAGUAGAUCAGUGUCAUUUUGCAUACACUGCGGAGAGCCUGGUUCCGUACAUAAAAUUACGUGGUCUUUUGACUCAAACAGGCAUAUUCUCAACCAGCCACCGAUUGCAGAUUAACGGAAGGAAAGCUUUCCAUAGGACUUUUUUCGAUAUCCUUUAAUGACAACUCAAUCGUAAGAAAUUUCUAUCCUAAGAAAUUUCACUCUUCAAAGCUUUUGAAAGAUUUGCCGUCAACUUGAAGGGAAUUUCCAUAUGAUCACCUUUGAUUAUAGAACCACGCUCGACCUGUAAUCAAUCAUAUCAUUCCGAUUUAAUACAGUGUAACUGAGCCAAUAAACUAAACGUUACUGAUCAUUUUCACUCCUUCUUAGCCACGAAAGUUGAUCUAAAUCCUGUGAACAUAGAAUCUGAGGACUCGUAGCCUUUAUUAUAACCCUUAUGGGGUGCAGGGAAGCUAUCUUUGUCGACAAAAGUACUUUUGAUUUUCCUAUUUUUCUCCUAUUUUUUUAAUGCAAAGUUUCCUAUUUUUCCUAUUUUCUCAAUCCUGAGUUUCCUAUUUUCCUAUUUUUUUGAGCAACCAUGCCGCUGGACACCCUGCCAGGUAGUUGAACAUUCCUAGCAGUGACUGUAGCUCCUGCUUGUUCUUUGGCACAGCCAACCGCUUUAUCCCUCGGACCUUCUUUGUGUCUGGUUUUAAUCCCUCCUUCGUCAGGGUAUGGCCAAAAUAACUGAUCUCAUCUAAUAGGGUUUUUGCUUUCUUUGGAUUGAGCCUGAAGCCUGAGUCUUGACAUCGUUGGAUGAUCCUGUUUACUGCCAAAUCGUGUUCCUCCUUUGUCCUUGCAGCAAUUAGUACAUCAUCUGCGAUGCAAUAGACAUCAGGGAUGUCACUGAAUGUCUCAUCGACGGCACGUUGGAAUACAUCUUGGCUACUCAGGAGCCCAAAUGGAAGCCUUUUGUAUGCAUAUUGUCCAAAUGGUGUGUUGAAGGUGAGUAGGUGUACGCUGUCUGGAUGUACUUCAGUAUUCCAAUAGUCUGACGAUUGGUCAAGGGUGGAGAAAUACUUGCAACCGUGUGAUUUCUGUAAUAUAUCUUCCAUUGUCAUUGCAUAAUGGUGUGGCCUUUUCACUGCCUUGUUUAGUGGCUUUGGAUUUAGGCAUAUCCGGAUGUCUCCAUUGGGCUUGGGUGUGCACAGUACAUUGCUUACCCACGGUGUUGCCUCUUCUUGCUUCUUGAUGACACCGAUGCCCACCAUCCAGUCUAAGUUCUUCUUCAGAGGCUCCUGCAUUGGUGGAGGUACACUGUAUCUGUGGCUGACCACUGGUUGGACUUUUUCAUUUAUCUUGAUCUGGUAUUGGUAGCCAUUUAGCUUUCUGACGCCUUCAAACACGUCACUGGCAUCCUUAAGGACUUUGGUUGUAUCCCUGAUUUCAAUGGGCUUCCUCACCUUGAGAGAGUACUUGGGUUUUGCUGGGUCUUGGUCUGGUGGUGGAGUAACUUCUUUUUCCUCUUCAGUACCGUCUCUGACCUCACUCACGUCAUAGGGGCCAUGGCAGUUCUUGCAGUCCGUCUCCUCCUCACACAUAAUCUUGAUGAUUUUCAUUGCACGGGGGAAUUUUAGUGAGAACAAGUUACCGCCACAGUCGGAUACAAAGAAUUCAAUGCGUCGGCCAACGACAUCAUUGUGGCAAACACAGUCAAUAUAGAAUUCCCCGUGGUUCUUGAAGCGCUUUCCUCCAUAGCCUGUGAGUUUCACUUGACUGUCGUGCAGAAUUCUCUCUGCAUCAUGGCCAAAGAUUUCUCGGAAUGUCAUAUAAUUCAUCAAGUUCACCUGAGCUCCAGUGUCGACCUUGCCCUGGAACCUUCUUUGUAUUCCUGUCCGGUAAUUCAAGCUCAACAGUGGCAUACAAUACAUCAGGGGAUUGGUCUUCGUCUUAAUAGACCUUGGUGACCUGUUUGGGCAGUUUCUUGCUCAAAUGUGUCUUGGUAGACUUGGUUUCUUCAGCCUUUGCUUCUAUUGAGUCAACUUGCACUGUGACCUUGUCAGUGUCAUACUCUGAGAAGUCUGCUUCGCUACCUCCUGAGUCUGCAGUUGCUUCAUGAAACUUCUUUUUGAGUCUGGGUAUUUGUUUCUGCUGGGUAGAUCGCUUGCUGGAAGGAUUGGCGUUUGCCUUGGUAUGGCACUGCUCAGCAAAGUGGCCCUUCUUUUUGCAUUUACUGCAUUCUUUCCCGUAGGCAGGGCACUGUUUGGGACGGAGUUUUCGUCCGCAUCUUUUGCAGUUGUACUGAUUUUUGGUGCGUCCAUCACUGGAAGCCUUGGACUUUUUGCUGAAGGACUUCUUCUGUUGUCUGAGCUCCUCUGUGCUUUUAGUUUCUCCCAGGUUGUGGUCCCUCCUAAUCUUUUCCACUUCGGGUAUGUGCGUCUGACCUUGUUCCUCAGCUCUGGCGGUGUCGAGAACACGGCUGGGGUCUACAUCUUUUUCUAGUGCAUAGACUUUCUCUUUCUACGUCACACCUCACCAGUGUACGUAAGUACUACCUUAGAUGGAGUUAAGGGUGUGUCUGCAAACUUCUCCAGAUAUACACUGUGUUAUGGAAUAGUCUGCAGCAGUAUCUACCUCCAUUUUGCAUGGUUUCCCAUUGAUCAACAUUUCUACCGAAUAACCACUGGGACUAGGCCUGUUUGUGUUGAGCGAAUACAAUGACUAAAUUCGUAAUUCAUCAUCACUUGACUCAGGGACAUGCAAGUUAUGGACCGUGCCCGUCUGCUCACUUUUGCUUCAACAGACAGAUGUUAGAUGACCGAUCUUAGAACACUGAUAACACUUUGCAGAGUUAAAUUUACAAGACUGACCUGAAUGAUCAUUACCACCACACCUAAAACAUUGUUCAUGAUUAGUCUUUUUGUUGUCCUGCGCAGUCAACUGGUUUACUUGAGGGCUUUCACUGAUGGUAGGGUGAAACUCCUGUGUGUUUCUUUCGGCCAUCUCCAUAGCCUUGGCAAUCCUACAAGCUUUCUCAAACGUCAGGUCCUCCGUGUUCAAUAGUUUGUUUUGAAUCUUCGGGUUGCUCAGUCCGCAAACAUAGCCUUGGCAAUCCUACAAGCUUUCUCAAACGUCAGGUCCUCCGUGUUCAAUAGUUUGUUUUGAAUCUUCGGGUUGCUCAGUCCGCAAACAAAUCGGUCUCGUAACACUCGAUCCAAAAAUUCACUGUAGUUACAGUGAACAGCCAGUUUCUUCAACGCUAACAUGUAAUCCCCAACAGAUUCUCGGGACUUCUGAUUUCGGGUUCCAAAAUGGAAACUUUGCACAAUUUCCAGCGGUUUUGGAUUGUCAUGCUUCUCCAGGACAUGUACAAUGUCAACAAAUGGUGUGUCUUUGGGCUUAGUGGGCACCAGUAGAUUACUGACAGUUAAAUGGACCUCAGCUCCAACUUCUGUGAGGAAUAUAGCUCAUUUUCCCUCGGCUACUACUCGAUUUGCUUGAGUGCUACCCUCACCUGUUGUCUCAACGAUAUUAUUUGCAGGGAGGAACAUUUUCAUUCUUUCUACGUAUGCAUUAAACGUUUCACGCUCAGCGAUGAAUUUGUCGACAUGACCAAACAGUCCAGUGCUGGUCAUUCUGUACUCCACAACACACAGUGUUGCCCCAAAACCUUGCACUGUUGAUGUUUGAGGAAAUUUGUUCGCAUCUUGUCACCAAAAUGGAAUAUACUAAUCAAACUGCAUGACUCGACACUAAGCAGGACACAUCAUGGCGGGUUCCAACGACUAGUUUUAUUCCUCAUAGCAUGGUGGGUAAUGACAGCUUUCUCAGAGGGUACUCAAUAUAUUACAGAAACUCCCCGUAAAAGUGCAUUGUACACCCACAAUGUAUAGUAAAUUACAUAAUAUAUGUUUGCCUACACCUCUACAUUGUACAGUUUGUAUGCCCUGACUUAGUAGCGUUUUGUUCCAGUUUUUUUUUCUCAAGUGUAACUACAUGUAUUCUUUAUUACACCACUGUACAGUCUGUUUUAUUUGUUACCUGUUGUAUCUCUAAUUUAAAGAUUAUUUACAUUAUUUUUGUAAUGGUUGCCUUGGUCCUUAUCAUAGUCUUGCCUGUGCCUUGUUUGGCAUUUACAGCUGUAGGUUUUGUUGUUCCUUACAGAAUUUCCACUGGCCUCAAAAUCCAGGCUUCUGAGAGAGCUCCACCGUUUCGUGAAGGAUGCUUGGCUUGAGUGGGAAAUGUGUGCAAAUCAGCCCUGGAGAUGAAGGCAGGUAUGACAUGGUUGAGGGAAUUCGCCUUGGUCUGGAGAGAGAAUUUCGAGAUUGGAAAAGUCCAAGAGAAACCCACAUGGUUCCUGAUUCAUUCCCAUCACACCAGAGCAACAAAGGAUCCAGUGCAGAGGAAGUAAUAUACGAUCUUUUGAAACAGUGUGGCACCCAACGUGAGGAACCAAUGUUUGUGGUUCAUUCAUGUCCCUUUAGUGAACAUAUUCCAGAAAGUGGAAGGAAAAAAUCCUGGAUCAUGGGAGAGACAGACUUUGUGAUAAUUCACAAGAUCCAUGGGCCAAUAUAUAUCGAGGUAAAGGCCACUGAUACUGGUAAAAGUUACAAAGAGGCAGAAGAACAGCUUCAGAAGGGCAAACUUGCAUUGCAGAAGCGGUUUGAAGAAGCGGUGAAAGGAGAAAUACCAACAAAAAAGGUUACAGAGAUGUUUAAGUAUCUUCCAGCUUUUGUGGCAAUGCCAAAUUGCCCACGUCCAUCUCCAGUUUGUUCUCAAGAUAAUGCUCUAUAUCAGGAAGAUUGUUGCAGCCUGGAGGCAUUUGUAAAAUGGUGGAAUGAUCAUGUUGCUAAUUCAAGGCAUCCUGCUGUUAGUCAGAAGAUGUAUGAAUGUCUUGUGAUGAGGUAAGCAGGAUUUCUUCUAUAACCCCUCAUAAUGAUCUCUUUGAUUUACACCACUGUGUAAGGAUAGUAUUCGCUAUAAAUGGCACUACAGUGGCUGCAAAAUUCACCUUUAGCUUAGCAUAUGUGUACUUGUAGGUAGCUGUUCUAUAAUAAUAUUUGCCAUGAUUUGUGGUUCACCUAUUGGUAAAAUGUAAUAAAUAUCAAGUAAUAUUACUAUGAUGACCAAGAAAUCUGAUUUGUGAUUUUUUGUUCACCAAUGUAAACUGCUGGUACACUGCAUUACCAUGAGGUUUUCAAAUUACCACAAAUUAUUGAAAAAAGAAAAAAAAAGUUGAUUCAACUGCAUGUAUGGGCGCAUUUUUUUUUCGGCGAGGAUGAAGAAUGUGCAGGCAGACGUAAGCUUCAAUCACAAACGAUCGUGUAACCAUAACGAAACUCUGAUUUCAGCUUCAUUCACACGGCAUUUUGACCCACAUUCAAAGAAAGAAACAAAAGCCAAUUAGCAAAAUGCAAUAUUCUUGACUGACAAUUAAUCAAAUCAUGAAAAAUGUCUUGAAACAAAAAUACUUUUCUGAUUUCAUUAAAAUGGAGAAAGUAGUGUGAUUGAAGUGUUGCGGAAAAUCUUUUUUAAAACCUUGUUUUCUGUUUGUUUGUAUCUUAGCCGACUUCGCAUGGAAGGCAAAUACUUAACUAGAUGAACCUUCCCUGGCUUAACGCCUUCUUUUUACAACCGUCACAACAACUACGUUUUCUUUAGAACUUCUCCUUUGUCAUUUACAGUCAGAAAACUGUUUAAAAAAUAACAGCUUGUGUUUUUUAAACACGAGGCCAUACAUCAUAUCAAAUUUAUCUUGCGAGUCACCGUAAGAAACUUGAAACUAGCGAUAUAGUUCUCACUACAUCUGCCUCCACCUUAGAUAUGCCAUUUAUUCUGCAAUAAGUCUUCUAACGUUCAAUUUACAAUAUCUUUAUUUCUAAGUUCUUAGGUUAUGACAUUUUAAAACUUCACAAAAACGUUAUAGUGAUCAGGGUUAAGUACUGAGAAGAGUGUUUAAGGCUAAGCACUGACUCGAAAUGGUUAGCUUUCUAUUACUGUUAGGUUUGUCACCACAAAAAAUUAUGUAAAACGAAAACAUACCUUGCAGUAGAAUCCACUGUGGUGUACUACCGUGGUAUAGGCGAUGGAUUUCGGUUUCUAGGACUGCGGGUUCAGAACGUGCUUUUGCCACAUCAAUCUCCUUUUAUUUCUAAAGAAAACUGAAGGGACUUAGACUUACAAAAAAAGAUUAUAAGAGUAGAAAUUUGAAGAGACUCAGAAAUUUCAUGGCAGUGUAGCUAAUAGGGGAAGGCAGGGGAAGGAAUUUGUUCUGGAGGAUGCUGACCAGUCAAUGACAUGUUUCCAGAAUUUCCCAAUACCACCUUGCGCGCUUACUGAACCAGAAUAGAGUUCUGAAGUGUGAUGUUAUAAAAAAUUAGAUUUGUGAAGUCAUGGGAUUUGUCAGGAUCUUCUAACAUUGCAACAUCCAGGAGGCCUACUUGCCAAAAAUUAGCCUUUCGGGGCGAAUCAUCUCUGAGAUAUUAGCCCUGUUAUACUCCUCAGAGCAUAACUGGGUUACCGUGCAGCAUGAAAAUUUUGCGGGUUGACCUCGAUCCGCAAAAUUUAGUGCCCGCAGAGAAAAAAACCCGCAAAAUAAAACGCCGCAAAAAUUAACUCCCUUCAGUCAAAUUAAAAACUCUGCUUUUAAUGGACUUGUUGUGUAUGGUAGGGAUAGGCUUUUGUUUUGUUUUGCUGUUGUUCAGUCCCUUUGUGCAGUAAGAUAUUACAGUGAUUACCGUAUUAUUCUCCAUUAAAUAUGUAAGUAGAGUGAACUUUGACUCAACAUACCGUAACAUAAAAGUUGAGAAUACCCCCACUUCCCCACGGGGGGCAACGGCAAUUCCGAGAGGAGGGGUGUCCAAAAGGAGACAAUUGCCAAGGGGGUGGGGCAGGCGGUUGUUUACAGAGGUUUUUUUCAGGGGGCCUGAGUAAGAUUGGUAAGUUAUUAAUGAAUAACGGCUUUUUAAUGUUGAGGAAGCUAUCAGUUAUUUUACUGUUACCGGUGUUUCAAAACAAGUAUUAUUGUUUGCAUUGAUCAUUUUUUAUCUACGGUCGGCUAACUGCGUUAUUCACGGCUUACGCGAUAGUUUUCUUUAAUACAAUUGCCAUCGGCUCAUGAAUGAACUUCCAGUUAUCUAGCUGUUGCUUUAUUACACAUUUGAAUCACCGUAAUUUGGUCGUGUUCUAAGCUUUCUUGUAAGAUGUUGAAGUAAUGAAAGUCUUGGUGUUUAGUUUGAAUGUAACUGGUUCUUUUGCAGAUGAUAUUCGUGUAGUCAGUAGUGGAAGGUUUGCCUCUAUGGUUAAUUAUUAGUUAGGAACGUCCUUGAGGUUAUAAGACACUGUACUAACAUGAAUGAAAAGAUUUUUUUUUUCUCAUUUUAUCGCAGAAAAGUUAUAUUUCGCAUAAUAGUAUAGUGCAACAACAUUUUUGACACAAAUAUUCUUUCCGGAGGGUACCCAACCAAGUUGAAAUAUUGCGGAAAUUCCGGGGGGUGGGGGUAAGGCAAGCAAUUCCAGGGAUGUUUUCUGGAACUACACAACAACUCAAACUCACCUGAGAUGCAACUCCUCAAAGCUAGCAAGUGAGGUUAGAAACUCUUUAGUUUUCUGCGUUACUCUGCUGUAAAACCCUGCAUGAACUACAAAAACAGCCAUCGAUGAAACCACAAUACAGUGGCCAUAUUGAAUUAAUUAGAUUUAAGGAAUAUGGGAUGCCCAGGGGCAUUGUACUCGCUCAGUAUUUACGCGCGCUUUUCGGGGCAAUUUUUCUUAAAGGUUCCUAGAAUAAGAUUGUAUUUGUAAUGGGAAAAAAGAUCGUUCGGCCGUGUUUGGAUGUAAUAAUGAUCGCCGUUUUCCCGAGAAAUAUAUGUUUAAAGACGAUACCAGUUUCUACGGAAUGUCCAUAAUAUUAAUUAAUUCCUUUUUUACUCGCGUUUAGAAUCAGUAUCUGACCUCUUCUUCUUCUUCCUCCUAGUUGGUUACACUGGAAGCCUUUCCAUGGGAGCUUUUCUCUUACGUGUUAUACUAUUUCCCGAUCAUAGCCCUUCAAAAAGAGCGUGGGAUGAAGAUGACUGUCGACUGGUCUUCCAAAUUUAAAAUGAUUUGAGCAAACUUCAGUCUUUUCGUUCACCUUACAUCCCUUAAGCUUUAGUAGUCUCGUCCACGUACCCAAGUGCCUCGGGUCCUUCCAAGGCCAGAAACGUACUUCUGGUUUUCCUUCGAAGAAGCUGGUAUGGUCUUUCACCAUAUAUUUCUUGGGAAAACAGCGAUCAUUUUUACAUCCAAACACAACACAACGAUCUUUUUUCCCAUUACAAUCUUACUCUAGGAAACCGUUAAGAAAAAUUGGCGUGAAAAGCGCGCGUGAAUACUGAGCGAGUACAUGCCCCAUUCCUUAAAUCUAAUUAAUUCAAUAUAUCGGUAUAAAGGUUGCGACCUCAACCAAAACCCAAAUAGACUAAACACAACAAAGGAAUCUUGUACACAUUUGUGUUUUUUUUUUCCUUGGUGGCAGUGGAAAAACAUGAAAAGUUAAAAAAAAACGUAAAAUGACAAAACAAAUUUCUAGCUGCUGCGUUUUUAGCCAUCAAUAUUCACUUGUAAAAAUUAUGACCAAUCUUGGUCAAGGUUGUCAUCUGUAGGCGGGAACAAGGAGCAGUGACAAGCGAGGAAAAGAAAGUCAAAUUUUUGCAUAUAUAUUAUUAACAAGUAAUCACAUGAUUUUUCUCGUGCAAUUUGGGGUAAAUCAGCACUCGUAAUUUAAAAUUUACUUGUGCUGAUUUAACUCAAAUUGCACUCAAAAUCAUGUAAUUACCUAUACAAAUGGAACAACAGGAGGGCAAUUUGUAUAGGCAUGUGUCAAUUUGGUCUUAAGAAGUGUCUCAGGCCUGUUUCAAACGUCGUGCUACUGCCGUGCUAAGCUGGCUCGACUGUAGCUCGACUGCAAGCACGGCACUAGCACGACUUGGUUUCAGACGUCGAAUUUAAUUCAGUCGAAUAGAACGGCUGUUGACGAAAACAAAACACAAAAACAAAGAAACGGUUUAGCAAAUUUUUAAAUGUAUUCAAAUGUAUUUAUAGUUUAAGACUUGAGUUCGGCACGGCGGUAGCACGACGUUUGAAACCAAGUCGAGCUACUGCCGUGUAAAACGGCAAGGCUUGCCGUGCUACACGGCAGUAGCACGACUUGGUUUCAAACGUCGCGCUACUGCCGUGCUAAAGUCGAAUUUAAUUCGAUCAAUUGAGUUCGGCACAGCAGUAGCACGACGUUUGAAACGGGCCUCAGAGGCAUUUUCUCCAAUUUGUUAACGUUCACUACCAGCAUUUGCACCCUGUGUUCUGGAGCUAAAUGAAGUAUAUUGGGUGCGACGUACGACAAACGUGUUCCUUGGCCUCGAUGUCGCCCUUGAGAGGACAGUUUUUCGUUUCGAAAACAGUACAUCGAAGACAAGAUACCGGCUGAAUGUUGUUACGACCCUACAUUUCGCGCACAUUUAUUGCGCAGCAGGGAAAGAUGAGUACGAUCAUUUUUCGUCAAAAAGUAUCCAAUAGAUAUAUAUGCAGCAGUCAAUGUAAAUGCCCCACGGUGGGACUUUAAAAAGUGUACAAAUAUCCCUCCCGGGACAACACCAAAAUUACAUUUUCCUGUAAAUAAGCUGCCAAUACCAUAUUCGUGGGAAAUGUGUAAUAAUUUGUUCAAAACGCGUGAAGCACCCUACGCAAAUCGCUCUUAUAGCCGCUAGUUAUAAUUAUUGCAAAAAAGAUUACGUUGAUCUGAUUAAUAUCACUGACAGAACUAUAAACUAGGAUUUUAAUAAUGCCUUUCUUAGCGGAGCUCUCUCGCGCGCAUCGGAGCACCAUGGGUAACAAAAUUUGGUAAACUAUCCAUCCGAGAAAAUUUGGUUAUCCAUGGUUAUGACGUAGGUACGCCCGCCCACCCGUACACUCGUACACACACUUCAUGUAAGCCGAUGUCAAAUGUCACAAUAGAUCUUGCACAACUUGACUAGCCUUUCAGUUAUGUAAGCCAUCCGUAUGAGUACGAUUAGAUUGACAGCUGUCAAAAUCAGACGAUUCUGGAAACCUUGAUGACCUUCAGAAGCAGCAUCUCGACUGGUAAGCCUGAGCAAUUAUUGUCUUUGAUGUGUUUUUUUUUUCGGUUUCCUGAAGUCGAGCGUAUGGUUUAGGCGGCCUAAGUUUAUACACGAGCAAUGAUCUAACCUACAAUAGUAUCAGGUUUAAAAAGCCUUUAGACAUUUUUUGACCCCAAAUUCAAAGAAAAGGUUCCGAAGAAUAUUUAGUUAAGAUUUUGGCUGUAAACAGAAAGCUCUGAGCGAUUUUCUUGUCUCGACUUCAUCUUGAAAAAGAGCAAACACCGGCAAGCCGGCUUAAAACAUAAAUAAGCUUAUGCUUACCUGGCUCAUGAUUUUCAGAGACACUUUACUCUCAAUACUUGUCUUCGUGAAUGAAAAUUAUUGUCUCUGUACAUGUUUCACCGAAUUAUAUUUAUUUUAUUGAUUGUUAGUAGUCCCUCUCGCAAUUUUUAUCGCUGCACCGAUUGCUUCCAGUCGAACAUAAACAUCGCAUGCAGAAAUACUCAAAACGCCGCGCGUAAAUAUCACUCGCUUUUAAAGAUUACACAUAACAAAACCAUAAACAGUUUUAUAAAUAAAGGGAAGUAAAACCUAAACAUAACAAAUUCUCUAUCAUGUUGAAGCGUAAAUGGUAACUCCAUUAAUCGCACUGCAAAUUUGGUGCCUGUCAAAAGUGAGAACCCGUCCGGCUAACCGAAAAGGUGAUUUUGGGAAUUUUUUUUAUCGUUUUCACUAAAAGCCCAUAAUUAUUACCUUGCAUAGCACAUAGGAGCAGAUUUUUCUAACUGAAAAGUCCCGGCAUUAUGGAAUUCUCUUCAUGAAAACGUUUUAUAAUGUGGUCAAUGCUAUAAUUUGUUGUGCAAAGGAAGCUCGUGCUUUGAUCGUCCUGAAUAUUGAAUGACUGCAAUUUGUCUUGCAAAAUUGUGAAAAACUGCAGAAUUAUAGGUUAAAUAGGGCAAAAAAGGACAAAUUCUGUCCGAGGUCUGUAUGAUAAAAAAGGGCCUCAUGGUACUGUUUACCUGAGACGUGAUAUAUUCAUAUAGAGGUUUGCGCUAUAUGUGUGUAAAUUAUUAUUAUGAUGAUGAGAAAAAGUAUGUUUAAAAGGCUGGUUUACACGCCACCAGAUUCGUCGCCAAGAUUUACUUACUUGUAAAGUAAACUUGUCGAACACAAAAAAUCCCGCCGGAUUUUUUAUUUUGGCCUCCCUUUUAGACAGAGGAAUGCAACAUGUAAAUUGGCUGCCACCAAGGACAAUCGGGGCGCGUGUGUUACUUAAGAUUCUAUUUCGGGGUUGUCCAAUUAUCCCUAGUCUCUCAAACGGAGCAAUGUUGGAGAGACUGGUGAAUGCCACAUUAUGAUGCAACAGCUAAUGCAAAUACAAUACACGAAUAGGUGUACUUGUUUUCCAGACCUAAUCUACCGUGAUCGAACAUGAUUGCUAUUUUUGGGUGUACGAACAAGACUAUUAACUCGAUGUAAAAUUUGUUUCACUCUUGGACUGUCAAAUUAUUUUUCUUUAAAAUCACUUAGCCUUUCAGGGGCACCCAACGAGAAUAUAGUUCAAAACCACUUAAACGUAGCAUUGUUAAACGUAUUUUGGUAUUAAAGCGGUAGAUAUAGACAUUUUUAUCCCCUAAAAAUUUUUCAUCUGUUCGGAUUUCCUAGCUGAAAGUCUAGUGAUUCGAAAAUUAUAGGGAUCAAAACUUACCUAUUCGAAAAUUUCGGCCAGAAAAAAGGCUCCCGAAAAUUGUAGGUGACCUUUUUAGCGUAGAAAUCCGUCCAAAAUGGGCAAUUAUACCAUUUUUUAGAUGUUCGAAAAUCCUAGGAGAGGCGGACAAGCAAGAAAUUUUGGAAAAUUUGUUCCGAAAAUUCUAGAUCUCAAAUCGUCUUCCGAACAGAUAUUUUCCGAAAAUUGUCGUUGGGUGCCCUUGGCCUUUGCCUCAAAAGGCACAUGAAUGUGCCGUGAUCUGUGGAUUACAAGUUUAUUGUUUGAUUUAAAUUAUGAAUUUAUUAACGAGAGCUUUGUUUUUAGCCCUGGCAAAAUCUAUUUAUUAUUUCUGAAGAUAUUUAAUUUAGUGAAUGAUUAAAAAAAACCCGACGAGCUUAAAAUGAGUGUAUUUUCUCAACAAGAUAGAACCGUUUUGACAGCGUAUUAAUUGUCGCGGCAUUCAUCGUACAAUACACAAAGUUUAUACUAGCUUUCAAAAUAUUUCUCGCAGAGUGUUUUUUUUGCCUUAACUAUUCGCGCACAAAGAAAUUGUCUUUUCCUUUAAACUCUUCAAACGGUACACUGAUUGUUUUUUUCCUCCAUGUGCGAACUGAUCACGAUGGCAGGAAGCAGUUUCUUAGACGCAAAAAAUUCUGUUGGGUAGGGAAGAGUUGAAGGGAAAACCACACAUAUCUUUUUUAAAGCAUAAGUAUUAAAAAUAUUCUUGAUAGAAAUAUCUAAAGCUGUCUAACUUGGCAUGGGACGACUUAGCCACUUCUACAAGAAUUUACAAAUGCCCCACCCCCGGGCAGAGGUUUUCUGACAAAUCCCAUCGCUGGGACCGACAAGAUGACAAAUGCCCUGGGGGAUGGGCACGCUUGAAAUGGACUGAGCCAUUACAUCGCGAAGUCAAAAUCAGUGCCGGUAGCAUUUUGGUAUCGUACGAUGUGCUAUCUUUGUGUACCAACAUGCCGAGAUCCUCUCCGAGAAACCCUUCAGGAAAAACUGGUUUUAACUCUACAUACGAUCUAAACAUGCCUAAAGACGAUCUUGUUGAUAUCUUGAGCGUGGCCACCAAGAGUCAAUUGUUUCAGUUCAAUGGUGCCCUGUAUAAGCUAAAGCAAAUCAGUAAUGUGGCUAUGGAGUCACCCCCUCGGGCCCUUGUUAGCAUGUGUGUUCCUUGUUAGCAUGUGUGUUUAUGUAAUCAUUGGAAGAAAAACUAGAGCUGGGGCCAAGCAGCCUGGAGUGUCUAUUACCGCAGAUAUGUUGAUAAUACCGUCACUGUUAUGCCCGAUAUACAGUAACUACAGCUAUAGAUUUAGAGUACUUUAACUCCUUUGAAGUUUUGAACUCACAUUUAAUUCCAUUCUUUGGUAAUUGCGCCAUAAGGUCACGGAAACGUGGGGACAUUAUUCUGUUAUACCAUGUUUACCAAGGAAAUUGUGUUCCGUAGUCUUAAGGCUGACGUCUUUCGCAUUCUUUAAAAAAGUGAUUUACGCAACAGGACGGCAGGAAGAAGAGGACGGCAAAAUUCUUGUGUCUGACAAACGUGACGGGGCUAUUACUUGAGUGUUUUGCCGGAAAUUCUCUUAACAUUGAUGUUUACUUGCCCUUCUACAAAAAGAUCUGUUAAAGGAAUGUGAAGUUUGGUGGAAGGUGUUUUCAAACGAAAUUAUGGUCACGCUUGUCACACAAGGUCUGCCGUCUUCCCUCUACCGUCCUGGGCCGGGUUGUUCAAAGCCGGGUUAACUUAACCCAGGGUUAGUACAAAAUUUGAAUUCAGAUAUGAAAGCUUAAAAAGCAAAUUCAGUUUAAUUCUUUUUGUGUGCAAUUUGAUGAUUAAAUACUCUAAAUAGAGUAGAGAAAAUUUUCCGAGAAAAUGCUUUUAAUGAAAAGAAAAAGAGACCCAGGUUAAAAUUUAACCCUGGGUUAGCGCUAACCGGCCUUCGAACAACUCGGCCCUGUUGUGUAAGCUCACUAAUGAAAGGGGUGGGGGGGAGAGGGGCGUGAGGUUUUGGUUUGGAUGGCAGCGUUUUCUAGUAAUGACAUCAUAAUAGCUUCCAUUACUUUGCAAUUACCGGUGCUGUGCCAUUAGUGAUUACCUAGUUGGUUUUUUAAGACAAAUGGAACUGGUGCAAGCAUUUAUUUUGACUGACAGAGACUCUAUUUAUUUAACAACAACAACAACAACAAAACAAGUGUUAACGAGCUUGCGGUAUCUCUUCCUUAAAUGUUUCUGUCCACUGUGUCUCUCACUAACUCACAGGAUGGAUUUACAGCCCCAGCAGAUAUUAUAAGCCCAGAUAUUAUGAAGUCAAGGCCGGCUUAUUACAAGGAUUCUACUAUAAGUUGCUCAGUUAAAAUGAAUUAAUUUAAGUAUACUGCUAAUGUGAUUUGAAAGAACUUGAUCAUUGGGUCUUUCAUCUUUAGAUUUGUUGGACUGUCAUACCUGAGACCUUGCCUUGGUCUACGCAUUAAUGAUGAUGACGAGUACAUGAUUUUUCUCACACAAAAGGAGAUGCAGGUACUGGCAAGGAAAAGCGCCCCUGUCUUGUGGAUCAGGGGACCAGCAGGCAGCGGUAAAACCUUUCUGUUGAUUGAGAAAGCAAUAAUCCUGGCGCAAGGCAUACUUAAGGACCAUAGCAAGGAAAAGGAAAAGAUCAUGGUCCUGUGCUAUAAUCAAGUCUUGUGCAAGGCUUUAGAGAAAAAAAUUAAGAGCCGGUUGCCAGAAAAUGAAGAUGUGAGAUCUUUCUUACAUUUUCAGACAUUUACCACACUUGUAAAAAGUUUGGCUUGCUAUCCCUGGACCCCAAAGAGCAAGGAGGAGAAAGAAGAAUGUGUCAACGUAGCCUUGGAGAACCUUCAGACCCAGGCAGAGUCACCAUCGGGUAUUAAUUCGAUGUACGACCACAUCCUUGUGGAUGAAGGCCAAGACCUCUUUGGCGAGAACUGGCCAAAGCUUAUUCAGCACAUGCACAAGAAUUUCCAGCUUGACAAAGAAAAAUCUCGGGCUAAACGUGGUGUCUUCUGGGUGAUGUACGAUUUGAAUCAACACCUUUACUUUGCUAAAGAGCAGGCCGAUUCACACUUUGCAUUUCUUUCUAACAGUGUGGAACUCAAUGAAGUUCUUCGGAACACUGGAAAUGUCUUUAUGCAGUCAAUGAAGUACUACGAAUCUUUGCCUGAUGACAUUCCAAUCACAUUAGGGCAUGGCUUACCUGGUCUGCCAAUUGAAUGGGACGAUUCUUUGGUCAGGAGAAGUGGUGAGGAAAGAGAAGGUGCCAGGUCAGUCGUCCAAUGGAUAAAGAAACUUCAAAAACAAGGCGUCCGUCGAAGGCACAUUUGCAUUCUUGUUGAAAACCAAGAUAAACAGAGGCUGCUGAAACAUGAGAUUGAAGGCAUUGGAGAACAGUGUCAAACUGGUGAUGACCUGGUUGAGAAGUUUCUCAGUUGUGCUGUAUUGGAAAGUAUUCGGCGCUUUAAAGGCAUGGAAUCAAAAGUGGUUAUCUUGUAUAACCCUCCCUUCGAGGAUGGCCCAUCCAUGUGUACCAAGGAAUUGCUGUACGCUGCAAUGUCCCGGUGCUCUUGCUUCCUUGUUGUCAUCUCUACAAAAGAGGGAUGCAAGGUACUUAAGUCAGAUGUCGGUGUGAAUGAAGAAAGCAGAGGGAAAAGACCGUACACUUCACGGCUUUUAACAAGACCAGCAAGUGUGCUCCAAUCUCAGCAGCAGGGGAAUGUAAAUGAUGCUGAUGUCAGUCUUUGCAGUCUUCAGAAAAGUGGCCGUUCAGAAAAGCACUUCAAGCAACCUUCUGGUGGUGAUGAUGAUGAUGAUGAUGAUGUUUCAUUCUCUGAUCUCUUAGAAAUUUCACCUGAUCAAAUAAAGAUGUACAUGCAUCAUCAGAAGCUGAGAGAAAAACAAGCUGCGAGCAAUGAGCCACGCCCAAUGGAGGUUGAAGGUGGAAGCCUCAUUGAACCUGGCGACCCAAAUAUACCAGAUGCGAUACGAGGUAAUGCAUUCACUCUGCUUGAAGAGGUGGUUCAAGAAAACCUGAAAUACAUUCCAGAUGUGUGUAAGAUGAAUUACACAAUGAUAAUUGCAGCCAUUGAAUAUGAAGCCUACCAGAAAAGAAGAGCUGAAUGCCAUUCCCGCAGAUACACGGCUGAUUUAAGAAAGCUGAAAAUGGAAAUCAUUACUUGCAAUAAAAAGAAGAUCUGCCACGACUGUGUCAUGAAUGCAUUGAAAUCAGCCACCAAAAUAAGAGGUAUGGUUUUUGUGGAAUAUUUUAUC